Messenger RNA from Drosophila montana, 2098 nucleotides. RefSeq lists its product as uncharacterized. Gene Ontology annotation, cellular component: signaling receptor complex; plasma membrane. Gene Ontology annotation, molecular function: ATP binding; transmembrane receptor protein tyrosine kinase activity. The transcript has 12 exons. The record is from RefSeq and is a predicted model, not a curated record. Bases 44 to 2065 code for a protein of 673 amino acids. Gene Ontology annotation, biological process: protein phosphorylation; multicellular organism development; cell surface receptor protein tyrosine kinase signaling pathway. Lineage: Eukaryota; Metazoa; Arthropoda; Insecta; Diptera; Drosophilidae.
GUCGUUUUCCCAAAUUUAACUAUGAGCACAGCAAAUUUCAAGGAUGCUGCGGCUAAAAUUCUUUAAUUUUCUCAUAUCAUACGCCGCGCUUCUAUUGCUGCCCAGCCAUGCGGCUGAAAUGGUGGCGAGCAGGAAUGAAAGCGCCGCCUUAUCAAUGCCUGCAAUGCCAACCCCAUUGACUACCAUCGCAGAUCAGGCAAUGCCUGGGGCUCAACUUAAAGGCCCAACUAUGCAAACAAAUUUAGUCAGCAGCAGCAACAACAACAACAACAACAACUACAACAACUUUGACAACAACAGUAAAACAAGUAACAAUAAAACAGAGUUAGGCUCCGCAGAGGAAUUGAACAGGAACAAAUUAUAUCUAAGUCCAUCUAAAGGCGAGAUCACGGAGCUGACGGCAAAUGUUACGUUGUUCAUGCAGAAAAUACCUCGCCUGCAGGUGCACUGGGAGGACAACCUGCCCAACGGCACCACAUACAAUGUGCUGGUGAGCGCUGUGAAUAGCACUCGCUGCCCGGACGCGCCCUGCAGCGAGUACACCAUCAAACAGAAGCCCAGCAAGCACAUCUAUCUGCCGCAGAGUCCCAAUCCGAAUGUCGAGUCUGUCGACUGCAACUACAUGUUUGGCUGUCAAUACAAUGUUACCGUGGAAACGUCAAAUCUCCUCGUCCGUCGCUCUAUGCGCGUUUUCAUACCACAUUGUGUUGCCGGCAAGUGCUCCUGUCAGCUAUCACCGACACCGCCCAAAGUGCUGGCCGUGGCCAAGAUGCAGGCGAACGAUACCAUUGGCAUCAGCUUCACCAUACUGGCCAGCGAGCAGCUGCGCAAGGAGCAGGAGCAUCAUCUGCAUGAGGCCCUCCAGGCAUACAGGAUGCAAUUAAAAAUCAACGAGGAGAGCAAUCCCUCGCUGCCUUGGGGCGGUGUUCUGAAGAAUCUAUUCAGUCGGAUUUAUAAUCUCAGCGAAUUGCACUUUCGGCCCACAGCCAAGGGCUUUGAUGGCAACAUGAAGCUCAACUUGGGCACACAACUGAAGGAGAAGUCCUCCCUCAAUCUGCAGGCGAUGAUAAUUGACCCCACCGGCUGUGAGGGGCCGCGCAGCGUUACCAAAGUGCCAGUUCCCGCCAGUCCCCUGUUGCUGAACAACAAUGUCAAUUUGAAUAAUUCGCUCAUUGUCAUGACCACAUUACUCAUAGCCGUCAUAUUAGCUGGCUUAUUGACAAUCCUGUUGCGUCGUCGUCGCCGGGCCCGGGCCAAGGAGCAACAGCAGAAGAAUCAAAUUUACAUGCAAUCCUUUGCGGCAGCACCCGUCGCAAUGGAGGACAACAUCAACUACGUGGACAAAUAUGUCGAGCAGUCGCAAGCUCUGGGCCUGGCGGACAUAUUUGAGGUGCCGCAUUCGGCGAUUCACAUUGGACGAAUGCUGGGCGAAGGGGCAUUUGGCCGGGUGCACGAGGCAACUGCCAUCAAUAUGCGGCGCAUGCGGGGCACAACGAUUGUCGCCGUGAAACAGCUGAAGGCCAAUCCGUCGGCGGAUGAGGUAGCCGAGUUUCUCUCGGAAAUUGAAAUGCUGAAGGGCGUCGGCACGCACCACAAUGUGGUCUGCUUUCUGGGCUGUUGCACUAUUCGAGCACCCUAUCUGAUGAUCAUGGAGUAUGUGGGACGGGGCAAUCUGCUGAGUUACUUGCGUAUGGUGCGUCAGGAAUUGGGAGAGCCAAAGGCACGGAAUGCCAACCACCCGACUGGCAGACUGCUGACGGCCAACUCCAGAAGUGCAUCUUUACCACGACCGCAGAGUGUUAAUUACAUUGAAUUGAAGGCCUCCAAUCAGAGCAAUGAAUUGGAGUCGUCCGCCUCCACGAACAACUCAAGCUCGCAGCAUGCCACAUCGAAUGGUGUCGGCGCCAGAUUGCAGAAGCCCUCGUUUGCUGAAACUACUUAUACCAUUGUGGACGAUGAGGAAUCAUUUGAGUACAUACUUGACAACAAGGAGCUGCACAAUUUCGCGCUGCAGAUUGCAAAUGGCAUGCGCUUUCUAGAGGAGCAAGAGAUUACACAUCGGUAAGUAUUAUUAUUACCAAACCAAAAUGAAAAUAAA